UCGAAGCUGAAGUUGACUACGUUGAUGAAAAAAAUAGAAAAAAAUAAAACAAAGUUACGCCAUCUUGGAAAGUUCGUAUCAGUGCAGUUUGGUGAAAGCUCCGUAAAUUUUCCGAUUUUUUGCUGUUUUGCUGCCCAGAAAUUAAUCGAAAAUUAUGAAUCGCCGUGGAGGACGCGACUACGACGACCGUGGAGGCCGCGGUGGCGGAGGCUCAUCAAAUCUGAUGCGUCGAAACGACCGUAAUGGCGGACGGGUAGAAAAACGCUUCGACAAACAGGAGCGCAAUGGGGAAAAUCUGCGAGCCAUACGGUGGGAUCAGGUGAAGUUGGAACCAUUCAAGAAGGAUUUUUUUCAACCCGCUAGUAGCGUUUUGGAGCGGUCUAGGUCUGAUGUGUGCCAAUUUUUGGACAAGAACGAGAUUACGAUGAUCGGUAAGAAUGUUCCGGCUCCGAUUCUGCAGUUCGCCGAGGGUGGUUUUCCGAAUGUGUUUUUGGACGAGAUGGGUCGCCAAGGUUUUCAGGAACCGACAAGCAUCCAGGCCGUUGGCUGGUCGAUUGCGAUGAGCGGGCGCGAUAUGGUAGGAAUUGCAAAAACAGGAAGUGGCAAAACCUUGGCCUACAUUUUGCCUGCGUUGAUCCAUAUCAGCAACCAACCGAGACUCUUACGCGGCGAUGGGCCCAUUGCACUCGUACUGGCCCCCACUCGUGAAUUGGCCCAGCAGAUCCAGCAAGUUUGUAAUGAUUUUGGUCGUCGUAUGAGCAUUAUGAACACUUGUAUUUUCGGGGGUGCUUCCAAGCAUCCUCAAGCAGAUGAUUUGAGACGUGGGGUGGAGAUCGUUAUCGCAACCCCUGGACGGUUGAUAGAUUUCCUCGAAAGCGGAACUACCAAUCUGAGACGUACCACAUACUUGGUACUUGAUGAGGCGGAUCGGAUGCUUGACAUGGGCUUCGAGCCACAAAUUAGAAAAAUCAUUUCUCAAAUUCGACCGGACAGACAGGUUCUUAUGUGGUCGGCUACCUGGCCGAAAGAAAUUCGUAAGCUGGCUGAAGAGUUUCUGCGGGAGUACAUUCAAAUCAACAUCGGGUCGCUCAAUUUAGCGGCCAAUGAGAACAUUAUGCAGGUCAUCGAAUGCUGCGAAGAGUACGAGAAGGAAAGUCGUCUCUUCAAAUUGUUGAACGAACUGUCUCAGCAAGGGGACAGUAAGACGAUUAUUUUCGUCGAAACCAAACGCAAAGUCGAUCAAAUUUCAAACGUUAUCAAGCGCAACGGAUGGAGAUGCGAUGGAAUCCACGGUGAUAAAACGCAAAAGGAUCGAGAUUACGUACUAAAUACGUUCCGACGGUUGCGCAGCGGUAUUUUGGUCGCUACCGAUGUAGCUUCUCGGGGUUUAGAUGUCGACGAUGUUAAGUACGUCAUCAAUUUUGAUUUCCCGAACAACACGGAGGAUUAUAUUCAUCGCAUUGGGCGCACUGGUCGUUCCACCAACAAAGGCACAUCGUACACGUUCUUCACACCCGGCAACGCUUCCAAGGCCGGAGAUUUAGUCGCAGUUUUAAGGGAAGCAAAUCAGUAUGUUAAUCCGGAAUUGGAGCAAUAUGCCCGAAGUGGUGGUCGCAACCGUGGCGGUAACCGUGGACGUUUUGGCGGCGGUGGUGGACGCCAGAUGAGAAAUGACGGUAAAGGCCGCCGCGGUGACGAUUAUCGUAGUGGCAAUGGAGACGAUCGCGGUCCAAAGUUCGGUCGUCGUGAUGAUUAUGGAAGUGGAAACCGUAAUGAUUUCGGUUCCAGAAAUGGCUUCGGAGGAGAUCGCGAUGGUCAACGAGGCGGCGGAUUCGGUGGAAACAAGGACCGAGAUGGUGGCUUCAAAUCGAACGGUUAUAACAACUCCAAUGAUCGCGGAGGAUAUGGCUCCCGUGAUGGUCAAAAGGGUGGAUCUGGUUUUGGCUCGAAUUCCGACAGAUCUGGAGGGUAUGGCAACAAUAGCGAUUCUCGAUCAUCUGGAUCUCGUCAAAAUCAGCAGAAUGGAUCAAGUGGUGGUGGAUUCAGUGAAGCAAGUACUGUAUCAUUGCCGAAUUUCAGCAAACCACCACCAUCGUUCUCAGCGCCAUCUACAGGAGGUUUUACUGCCCCACCUCCAUCACGGCGCCCUGAAGAAAGACAGCGACCACCACUUGCCAGCACUAUUGGCAGUUCAUUUGGAUCUAUGAGUGGCGCUAGUACCACGUCUAGCUACCAGAGCAGCAACAAUCAAUAUUCGUCGAGCCAGUCCCGUCCUUAUGGAUCUCGUCCUAGCGUUCCAUCAGCAGUUGGUAGUGGCAUGUAAAAGCACAUUCUUCUUAGUUGGAAUAACUAAACAGUAGAGAAAUAAGUUGUUGUACUGACAUCAGUAUCAAUCUUUUAAUCAUAAUGCCACAAUCACGCAAGACAACUCAAUUUAGGCACUUAGUUUUUAAGUUUAUAAAUAUAUACAUCAUCUAAUUGUGAAUCAAAUCAUUCAACAGAGUUCAACACUUGGAAAUAUUUUACAAAUAAGGUAAAUCGUGUAUCAAGCUGUAUGUUUAUUUUUAUUUUACUGAAAACUGACAUAAUAAAUCAUGAAACUUAAA
Armigeres subalbatus is the source of this 2606-nucleotide messenger RNA. RefSeq lists its product as uncharacterized. The transcript is spliced from 4 exons. The record is from RefSeq and is a predicted model, not a curated record. NCBI's taxonomy places the organism in Eukaryota, Metazoa, Arthropoda, Insecta, Diptera, Culicidae. Gene Ontology annotation, molecular function: RNA helicase activity; RNA binding; ATP binding. Bases 155 to 2323 code for a protein of 722 amino acids. Gene Ontology annotation, cellular component: ribonucleoprotein complex; nucleus; cytoplasm.